CCAGUAUCAGGUGAAAUGUCGUUCGAAAAGUAUCGAAUUCUGGUGUGGAAAAAUUUGACCAUUCAGAAGCGACACUAUAUAAGUGCAAUCAUUGAAGUGAUCCUACCAGUUAUUAUUGUGAUCCUAUUUACAUGGCUUCGUUCAAAUUUCCGUCACGAAAAUGAGCAACUCUACACAUCGAACUAUACAUUUACACCAUAUUUGUAUUGCUACGGCUGGGAUGAGCUACUUUCGAAAGUUGCUUACUCUCCUACAAGUGCAUGGACUGAGGAAUUUUUGAGAACGAUCUUCAACGAAAGUAUAUCGGAGUACGAAUCGUUCGACAGUGCUCAAACUUUGGAUGACUUCUUGGUUGCCGAGCAGCCGCGGAAUGUACUUGGAAUAGAGUUUGAUGAUUCGCUGAAGGACAUCAUUAACCCACCUGAUAUACUGAAAUACAGCAUAAGAUUUCCAUAUCCUGCGGAAAUUCAAUGGUUGCCAUAUUGUGCUAUGACGAUUCAAAAUGCGAUAGAUAAAAGUUUUAUCGCUACCGUCAAUCUGACUAGCAUUCCGGAAUUCGACUUCACAUCAUUUUCAUACUAUAGAUCGGCAACGGACGAGUUUAUUUAUUGGCUAAAAAUACUUCUGCCUUUGGUAUUAGUAUUAGCCACCUUCUACACAGCGACAAAAAUUAUCAAGAAUGUAGCAAUCGAACGUGAAAGUCAAUUGAAAGAAGCAAUGCGAAUUAUGGGACUAUCUAACACACUGCAUUGGACGGCAUGGUUGACCAGUUCAUUUUUCAUACCAAUUAUUGCCUACACACUUGUGACGGUUUUCCUAUGCGUGAAGAUAAUCCACGACCAAGCAAUCUUUCAGUUCAGCAGCUUCUUUCUGAUUUGGAUUUUCUUCGUAUUUUACAUCAUCGCCACUAUAACCUUCUGUUUUCUUAUCAGCGUUAUAUUCAAGAAAGCUUCAACAGCUGGCAGAGUGGGCUCGAUUCUAUUUGUUAUCAGUUACGCAUUCCAUUAUCAAUUCGGUGAUAAUUUUGCAUCGUUUAACUACAUUGUGAAGCUGCUGUUCUGUUUGCCAAUCAAUACGGGACUAGGGCAAGGAAUUUCGAUGAUUCUACAGCUUGAACAAGAUCGUGUUGGACUUCAGUUUGGAAACUUGGCGUCACAUGAUAAUUAUGUGAAAUUUUCAAUAUUGGAAGUUUUGCUUUCGUUUACAAUUGCGUCAAUCAUUCAUAUGCUGUUAACGGUUUACAUUGAGCAAGUGUUCACUGGAAGCAUUGGUGUUUCAAAGCCGUGGUAUUUUCCAUUGUCAGCGAUUAGAAAUUUAUUCAAAAAAUCUGAGAAUGGUCAUGCUGAGGAAGUCGACGUGAAAGAGAAACCACCAAGUUUGGCGAACCAAGAUUUCGAAAAGGAUCCGGAAAACUUAAAAGUGGGCAUAGAGAUAGUAGACCUGACGAAAAACUUUGGCAAUUCGACAGUUGUAAAUCAAUUUUCCUUGAACAUGUAUGAGAAUCAAAUAACGGUUCUUUUGGGUCAUAAUGGUUGCGGCAAAACAACCACAUUGAAUAUGUUAACUGGAAUGUUUUCGCCAACAUCGGGAACAGCUUUUCUAAACAAACACGAUAUUCGAAUGGAUAUCGAUCAGGCCAGAAAAUCUCUGGGCUUGUGUCCACAGCACAAUAUACUGUUUGAUGAACUGACCGUUCGUGAACACUUAAUUUUCUUCUGUCGCUUGAAGGGCGUCAACAAGAAGGAAGCCAUUGAAGAUGAAAUCAACAAAUACGUGAGCCUGUUGGAUUUUAAUGAUAAGAUUGAUGCGCUCAGCAAAACACUAUCCGGUGGACAAAAACGGAAAUUAUCAAUCGGAAUUGCUUUAGCAGGAGGAUCAAAUAUCAUAAUGUUGGAUGAGCCGACAUCCGGUUUGGAUGCUAGUGCACGUCGGUCACUGUGGAAUUUAUUGAUUGAAGAGAAAAAGGGAAGGACAAUUUUACUGACAACACAUCACAUGGACGAGGCCGAUGUUUUGGGUGAUAGAAUCGCCAUCAUGAAUAACGGCCAAUUGCAAACGGUCGGGUCAUCUUUUUUCCUGAAGAAGAGGUUCGGCUCAGGAUACAAAUUGAUUUGCGUAAAGAAGCAGGGAUGUAAUUCCAAUCAAAUUUUGAAAAUUCUACAAGACUUUGUUCCGGAUGCACAUCUGGAAUCCGACGCUCAAACGGAAGCUGUUUUCAUUUUGAACGAAGACCACUUGCCAACAUUUCCUAAAAUGUUCGAAAAAAUUGAGGAACUAACACAGAGUUUAAACAUUUCCAGCUUCGGUUUGUCUCUAACAACGCUAGAAGAAGUGUUCAUUAAAGUUGGAUCCGAUAGGACAGGCAGUGCACCGACUACCGACAAUAUUCUCUUAAAUGAUGUCAUUCCUACGAAAAAAGUGACAGGGUUUACACUCAUGCUGUAUCAGGUCUACGCAAUAAUUUUGAAAAAAUUUCAUUUUACCAGACGGAACUUCUACCCCAUUGGUUGGUUAGUACUAGUGACUGCUGGUUUAAUGUUCGUUUUUUUGGCAAUUCCAAUCGAAUUUGAUUCCUGGUACGCUUAUGAUCCUACAAUUCCAGAAAAUGUUUCACUUUCAUCUUUCAAUAAGACAGAAACUGGUAUCGCAAAUGAUGGAUCGAAUCCAUAUCUGUUUCUGAACUACGUAAGCCUUUUCGAGGGGAAAGAUACCAUUGAAGAAGUAGACAAUUUUGAAGAUUACAUUCUACAAAAGUAUCGAAUGUCCGAGCAAGGGACUUAUGAACGGAAUCUAUUUGGGUUAACAUUGAAAUCUGGAACUAUUACCGCUUGGACCCAGAGUAGUCGAUCGUCAUAUUUCCUUCACAUGGUAGGCUUAAAUCUUAUUCAUCGUGCAAUAUUAAAAACGGUAGCGGGAAAUCAGUCUGACAUCAUUCUUUCGAUCAAACCGUUCAAUAUUUCGGCGUACUAUGAAUACUAUCCUGAAAACGAUGUGGACGCUUUGACAAGGAAAAAAAUGGGACUGAGACAGGACGAUGCUGAGGAUGAGGAGUUGCCCAUUGAGGAGCAACUAUCUUUCUCUGCAACGAUUAUCAACUUUUUGCUGAUGUUCCUCAUGUUCUACUUACUCACUUGCUAUUGGCCAUCGAUUUUUAUCGCAAUUAAAGUAAAGGAAAGAACAACACGAGCUAAACUACUCCAAUUCAUAAGCGGAGCUAAUCGAUUUAUUUACUGGACGGCAUCGUUUAUUAUCGACUACCUCCUUUUGAUUCUAACAAUGUACAUAAUAGUUGGCAUAGUCGCGCUGACUCACCGACCAUACUUUCGAACGGCAGACCAGGUUGGAACUGUAAUGGUACUACUUUUGACUUACGGAUUUUCAGCCAUUCCUUUCAUAUACAUGGCGUCGUUUAUGUUUAUAAAACAUGCGACCGCAGAGGCCUUAGUAUCCGUCUAUGGAGUUUUAUGUGGAGUGAUGUACAUCGUCUACUUGCUGUGUUAUUACCUCAUCUCUUCAAACGUUCUAUCGGAUAUUAUUUAUUGGAUAAUGUUGUUUUUUGGUCCCUUCUCACUGAUCGAUUGCUUCUCUAAGAUCGCUUCAUUUCAUCUUUUCCCAGUUGAAGCUUCCAAUGUUUUCCAUUUCGAAUCAAAUGGAGUUGGUGCUAAUAUUGUGAUGAUGAUCGUUUCCGGAAUUCUAUUCCUGUCGAUGUGUGUACUAAUGGAUCAUUUAAUAUUCGAGAAAUUAAUUUAUAAAAUCAAGACGAUUGUCACAAAUCCGAUAAAAAGUCUUCGAACGACAACUGUUUUUGAUAAUGACGUUGAGGAUGAAAAACAGAAAAUUGAAAAGAUGACCGGCGACGAAUUGAAGGCUUCGAAUUUAGCGCUGCAAGGAUUAUCAAAGCUUUAUGGCAAUACAUUGGCAGUCAACCAACUCUAUCUCGGUGUGGACACAUCAGAGUGCUUUGGACUAUUGGGUGUCAACGGUGCCGGCAAAACUUCAACCUUUAAAAUGUUGACCGGUGACGAAAUAAUUUCAUCUGGGGACGUUUGGAUCCGAGGAAACAGCAUGAAAAAUAGUAUGAUCGGAGCACAAAAAUCGAUUGGCUAUUGUCCACAGUUCGACGCAUUACUGUUCGAUAUUACCGGUCGCGAAAAUUUGAAAAUAUUUUCACUGAUGCGUGGAAUUCCCAUUGACGAAAUCGAUGAAAUCAUCGAAAAUCUGGCGAAGGAAUUCGGAUUUCAAAUGCAUCUUGAUAAGAAAAUCAAAGCGUAUAGUGGUGGUAACAAACGGAAGAUUAGCGCGGCACUGUCAGUGCUUGGUGAUCCAGACAUUAUAUUCCUGGAUGAGCCUACAACUGGCAUCGACCCAUAUUCAAAACGUCAGUUAUGGUCAGUAGUCAAUAAGACACGAAAUUCUGGCAAAUCCGUUAUUUUAACCUCACAUUCCAUGGAGGAAUGUGAAGCAUUGUGCACACGCAUUGCAAUUAUGACCAAUGGAGAAUUUCGAUGCUUGGGCUCCGCACAACAUUUAAAGAACAAAUUUUCCAAAGGCUUCAAUCUCACCAUUAAGAUGAAACGAGACGAUGAAUCGGAAUUAUUCCAAAUUAACACCCGCAUUCACGAACUGUUUCCGACGGUUCAGCUGAAGGAAAAAUAUCUUGACCUAAUCACAUUCAAUGUGUCGACGGAAAAACUGAAAUGGUCUGAGGUGUUCGCUAUGAUGAGUCGAUUGAAGACGGAGAAUAUAGUGAACGAUUUCACGGUCACCCAAAUGUCCCUGGAACAGGUUUUCAUGCACUUUACGAAGGAAGAACAAAUUGAGGCUGCUUCUGUGUGAGACAUAAUAGACUGGAAUGAACAACUCUGAUGUAUGUAUUAGCCUUGAUUUCUUGUCGUCUGCAAAAUUUAUAAAUAAAACAGCAUUACAGCAUGAACAUUUGUUUAGAUAAAGUUUGAUUUGUG
This is a messenger RNA of Bradysia coprophila, 4961 nucleotides long. Its product is annotated as phospholipid-transporting ATPase ABCA3-like. Gene Ontology annotation, molecular function: ATP binding; ABC-type transporter activity; lipid carrier activity. Gene Ontology annotation, cellular component: membrane; intracellular membrane-bounded organelle. Gene Ontology annotation, biological process: lipid transport; transmembrane transport. The record is from RefSeq and is a predicted model, not a curated record. NCBI's taxonomy places the organism in Eukaryota, Metazoa, Arthropoda, Insecta, Diptera, Sciaridae.